Brettanomyces nanus is the source of this 1656-nucleotide messenger RNA. RefSeq lists its product as uncharacterized. Lineage: Eukaryota; Fungi; Ascomycota; Pichiomycetes; Pichiales; Pichiaceae. Gene Ontology annotation, cellular component: mating projection tip; Rvs161p-Rvs167p complex; medial cortex. Gene Ontology annotation, molecular function: lipid binding. Gene Ontology annotation, biological process: actin cortical patch localization; plasma membrane tubulation; endocytosis. The record is from RefSeq and is a predicted model, not a curated record. Bases 1 to 1656 code for a protein of 551 amino acids. The transcript has a single exon.
AUGUCUUUACGGGGUGUAAAGAAAGCCCUAUACAGAACUCCGCACCAAAUUUUUGGAAGCGGCAACAAAACUGUCGACGACCGUCAACUGAAGGCCUGGGAACAUGACAUUAACAACGCCAUUGCAGGUUUGGAGUUUCUUCAAUUGGAAGCCAAGAAAUGGCAGAGAUGUUGGAUUGAUAUUGCCACCACUUUGCUUCAUGUCAUUGGUGUAUUUAGUGAUAUUCAUAAGCCUUUGGACAGCUCUCGCAAGAGCAAGUCCGGAACUGGAACAGCUGGAUUUGAGGAAGAAAAGGCACCGGGUUCUUCGGAUGUCGAAAAAGGCGAACAGUUCACAUACAUUACUCAUCAUGAGUUGGCAGAGGCUUAUAAACUGGUGGAAAUGCUUUUCCAGGAUGUGUCGGCGACAGCGGAGUAUGAAUAUGAUAGUGUGGCAGACAGAUGCAAGGCGAUGAAAGAUAACUUGAAGGCUAUUUCGAAGCUUAUUACGAAGAGAAAUCAUAAGAAGAUUGAUUACGAUAUGUCCUUCGGUUCUUUAGAGAAGGCAAUGAGUUCGAGGACAACAGAGGCGUUGAAAGUGGUUCAUUCACAGUCCAAGAUGGAGCAGUCUAAGGAAAUUUAUCUGGAUUUGGACUCUAAAGUGAGAAUAGUACUCCCUCCAGUCUUGGAGACAUUGUCUGAGUUUCUCAAUAAGAUGGCCAUGAAAAUAUACUAUGGUAAUGUAGAGACUUUGAGACUUUUCAGGACCAACCUUAGAGACUUUGCUCAAUCGCAGGGUCUUUUAGGCGCGAAAGAUAUCACUUUGGACUAUGCAACUAUUGUGACAGAAUUUGGUGAUGCAUACUCAAUAGUGCAGAAUAGAUUGGAAUCAUUGGAAAUGCUUCAGGAAUAUAAGCGAUUGAAAGAAACAACUUUGAAGGACAAGGCUGUUGAUGGCGUCGGCAAUGUUACAGGAACCAUUGUUGGUACCACCGUUGGAGUUACCAGCUCCUUAUAUACCCGAGCUUCUAAGAGUGGACAGAAAUUGAGCUUGAAGAGUAUGAGAAUUGAAAACCCUGUCAAACCGUUCGAUAAAGGAGGAAUGUUUGCCACGGCGACGGAUCCAGUUAAGUACGAAUUACAAAGCCAGCAGAACGACGAGAAGAGGAAUUAUGAGGAUGAAAGUUCUUUGCAGCGGCAAGGUCCUCCUCCUGUUCCACUAAAGGACUUCUCUACCCAGAGUGAGAGUAUUAGAUCUUUUUCAUCGCAUGGUGACGCGGAUUGGUUGAGACCUCUUUCACUCAAAAGCAACGAUUCACCUAUGCCACCAAUUCCAAACAGUAUUGACUCUGCAGUUGAUCCAGUGCAACAUGACGGUUUCAAUGGGGAAAAUAGCGACACCACUACUCUUACUUCUUCGCCCCUUUCUGGAAGUAGAAGGUUCUCUUUCAAUUUGGUUGAGAACUCAGAGACAGCCAAAUACAUAUCGGUGGGUCUUGACCAAAUUAGAAGAAGGAUCAGACAAACCUUAACUACACCAAACAUAUCAACUGCACCUCUCACUUUUGAUCCUAACGUCUAUGCUAUAGAGGUUAAACGCUAUGGAGAUAUGGUUUUAGCCAAUUCCUCGAUUUCGGCGCAGCUUUUCAAAUCUAGUUUAACUGCCAACAACGCCUAA